AUGAGUCUUAACCUUUCAAUGAGAUGCAGCACUGUUCUGCCUAAUAAGGCAACGUUGACUGAGAAGAACUUGCCGGACCAGAGUGGCAAGGUGUUCCUUGUAACAGGCGCCUCCGGGGGGCUCGGUAGACUCCUCACCAACAUCCUGUACCAGCAUAAUGGCAAGGUUUACCUUGCCGCCCGGUCCGAGACGAAAACUAAGGAGGCAAUUGAGGAGAUAAAGGCAGCCCAUCCAUCCUCCAAGGGCGAACUGCUAUUUCUCAACCUUCAACUCGAUGACUUGACCACUAUCAAGCGGGCCACUAAUGAGUUCCUGGCCAAGGAGGAUCGUUUGGAUGUCCUGUGGAACAAUGCUGGUGUUAUGAUCCCACCCGCAGGCUCUCAAACAAAGCAGGGCUAUGAGCUCCAGUACGGGGUCAACAAUAUCGGCCACUUCUUGCUUACUCACUUUCUUCGCCCGGCCCUCGAGACGGCGGCAAAGUCAGCACCCAAAAAUUCAGUCCGCGUCAUUUGGGUUUCCUCGAGUGCUGCCGAUUCUGCACCAAAUCCGGCCAUCGAUCUGACCAAUAUGGAUUACCACAGAGAGGAGGGGGCUUGGGUGAAGUACUGUCGCAGCAAAGCGGCUUCCGUUGUUCAUUCGGCGGAGUUUGCCCGAAGAACUAAGGGUACCGGCAUUAUUAGCUUGGCUCUUAACCCCGGGAAUUUCGUGACGAAUCUCCAGCAAAAUAUGUCCAAAAUGGAGCUCAUGAUGUUUAAACUCAUCGCAUCGGAGCCGAUCAAUGGCGCCUAUACCGAAUUGUUCGCAGGUCUCAGUGACACUAUUACGGAGGAGGAGAACGGAGGAUGGGGUGCGACACCCAUGCAUAUAUCCCUGUCUUCCAGGAAUAUCCUGACCCGCUAA
Molecule: messenger RNA, 900 nt
Organism: Aspergillus niger
Lineage: Eukaryota; Fungi; Ascomycota; Eurotiomycetes; Eurotiales; Aspergillaceae
Exons: 4
Coding region: 1-900 (299 amino acids)
Source: RefSeq, a predicted model, not a curated record